Parasteatoda tepidariorum (common house spider) is the source of this 5096-nucleotide messenger RNA. Its product is annotated as protein trachealess. Gene Ontology annotation, biological process: regulation of transcription by RNA polymerase II. The record is from RefSeq and is a predicted model, not a curated record. Gene Ontology annotation, molecular function: RNA polymerase II transcription regulatory region sequence-specific DNA binding; protein dimerization activity; DNA-binding transcription factor activity, RNA polymerase II-specific. NCBI's taxonomy places the organism in Eukaryota, Metazoa, Arthropoda, Arachnida, Araneae, Theridiidae.
AGCGCCCUGCGUUGAAUGCUCUGGCGCACCUUGUAGGGCGGGUACUAAAAACCGCGCGCCGCCGACAAAGUACUGCCCCUUUUUUUGUUUUUAUUACCUCUCGGCAGCUUUUUGUUUUAUUUUUUUUUCUCUAUCACUCGCUGCAAGGUAGGUUAUAAUUUCCCCCUCUUUUUUUUUACAUCCACCGAUCGCAGUUGCGUCUUCCCGGGCAACGUCACAACUGGACGAUCUAGGCCUAACGGGGGACGAAAAAGAUUCCAAUGCAAAGCCACUAGUCACACUUCUCGGCCGAACGAAGCAGAGAGGUGGUCACCGGCAAAGUCCGACUAGAACUAUCCGGCGCGUUACGCACGCUUUCGCUGUUUUUACGCAUUGUUCUUGUUUACAUUAAGGCGCAGUAGGGGACAUUGCCUGACGUAUGUUAUUUUGGUCAAGAAUAUGAUUGUGAUAUAUUGACAAGAAGACUUAUGAUUAUUUCUUUUUAUUGAUUGAUAGACUAGAGAUUUAAAUCACAUCUGAUUUUGAUUUAACUAUCGGCUGUCACCGCUGUGCCUAAAUUAAAAGUUGCUGAGCUAGUUUUUGUUGUGGAUAAUUGACGAUAAUCAAUGGAUUUUGUAAAAGGUAGUUUACGUAAACAAUUGGAGACGUUUUUAUUCACGGUAAACAAGUGAUUAAAGGAAAAAAAUUAUACUACAAAAACAUUUUAAUUCUAAUAAUGACGUAAACAAAUAUUUAAAUGAGUGAAUAGUAAAGAGGAGGUGAUUUUUUUUUUCACCCCGAAAAAAAACAAAGUGGAUUUUCAUGUUUGUUUAUGAUUUUGAAUAACAGUUUUUGCAAACGAUUUUGGUGAAUUUCUCAUGACAGAAAGUGGAAGUUAAAGAACACUUUUGGAGGUUAUUCCUUUUGUUCUAAUAGUGUGUUUUUUCGUUUGGGUUAUGUCUUAAAAACAAUUGAUCUGAUGAUGAUGCAACCUGAAGGAUAUGGGUCUAUACCCAUGGACCUGCACAUUUCACAGCAAGGAUACCAUCCAUAUUACAGAAAAGGGCAUGAUGAUACACCUGGACCACCAAUAGUACAAACGAGAAUCCUUGAAAUGCGAAAAGAGAAAUCCAGAGAUGCGGCUCGUUCAAGGCGAGGCAAAGAAAACUACGAAUUUUACGAACUCGCCAAAAUGUUGCCUUUACCGGGAGCCAUCACGACUCAGUUAGAUAAAGCAUCCAUCAUUAGACUCACCAUCAGUUUCCUAAAGCUCAAGGAAUUCACGGCACAUGGCGAUCCUCCUUGGCGAAAAGAAGGUCCAUCUCUCAAAAGUGGUAGUCUAAGGUCUAGAUCGAUGACAUCUAUUGCAAUGGAUCUCUUUGAGCAGCAUCAAGCAACGCACAUUCUUCAGUCAUUGGACGGUUUUGCUUUUGCCCUUGGUGCAGAUGGACGGUUUUUGUAUGUCUCAGAAACAGUCUCUAUUUAUUUAGGUCUUUCACAGGUCGAAAUGACAGGAAGUAGUGUUUUCGAUUACAUCCAUCAACAAGACCAAUCAGAAUUAGCAGAUCUAAUAGGAAUCAACAUGUGCCCUUCCCCAUCUGCAACAUCACCUCCAGCCUCUGUAGCUUCGGAUGACGGUUCGUCCUCGAACCCGGGACCAUCUACACCCACUGGGUUCGAUAGACCACCUCCAACAAUGAGUAUAAGAAGCGAAAGUGCAGGUCAAAGUCUACAAAGAUCUUUCUGCAUAAGAAUGAAAUCUACAUUGACCAAACGCGGUUGCCAUUUUAAAUCCUCUGGCUACAGAGUUGUACUAGUUUUAUCACAUCUUAGGCCUCAAUAUAAUUUUUCUUCGUCUUCGAGGAAACAGGCACCUACAGUCAUGGGACUUGUGGGUUUAGCCAUAGCCCUUCCUCCUCCUUCAGUCAACGAGCUACGGCUAGAACCCGAUAUGUUUGUAACAAGGCUGACAUUCGAUUUCCGGAUAUCUCACUGUGAGCCAAGGGUAUCUGAACUCUUGGACUACACUGCAGAAGAAAUAACCGGAACAAGUAUGUACACACUGUGCCACGCACAAGAUAUCGAAAAACUGCGAAAGUGCCAUAUAGAUUUGAUCCAAAAAGGACAAGUAAUGAGUGGUUACUAUAGGUUAAUGAAUAAAAAUGGCGGUUACACUUGGCUGCAGAGCUGCGCAACAGUCAUUUGCAACACCAAGAAUGCCGAAGAAGAAACCAUUAUCUGUGUUAAUUACGUCAUCAGUCAUGUAGAAUAUCCCCAUUGCGUCAUGGAUUAUUGCCAACUACCAGCAUCACGUGACUUAAGAAAUGAAGAUCCCAGCAGUUCUGAGAGGGGUACAAGUCCAGACAAAGAGGGAGGCAGAGACAAUACGGCUACAGGGGACGUUGAAGCGGAGCAGAGGUCCACAUCGAGGCCAGGAAACGUCGGCGACGUUCAUGACGAAGGUCAAGUAUUUGAAGGAAGUAGUCAUUUGGAUAUGGAGGGCAACAAAAGAGAUUUGCAGGAAUUACACAGGACAUCGGAGAAACCGGGCAAUUCCCCAAAAGAGUUUCCAGGAGUUUCGUUUUACGACCAGUCAAAUGCAAGACGUACUCCGACAUCCGUUGCCGAGUCUGCCGCGGAAGCAGCCGAUAACAGACAACGGAAAAGAAAACUCGCAGAUUCCUUAUCGGUGAUGAAUGAAACAAACGACAACAUCAAAAGCCCUCGUCCAGGAAGCUCUUCGUCGACUAGUCUUGAAGUUCUGUCGCUGGACAAUGGUACCACGUAUAGUGAAGUGACCAACAAUGACCUAGUUGUGGACGACAUGUCCUGUAGCCAAUCCGGUUUAAAUUCUUCGAAUGGGAGGAGGGAAGGACACUCUGAAAACUCCCCCGACAAAAGUGAUAAGGUUACUAGACCAUGGACUAGAUCUCCCGCCGCACCGAAUGCAUACGACACAAACUGUAGUAAAAAUUCAUCGGCAAUGUCUGUUAGAGAUUUAGAAGAUGUCAUGAACAGGCACUUGCCACAGCACAAUGGAUCUCCUGGCGGAGGCUCGCCAGAUGUACUAAUGCUCAAAUCAUUUCCCCCCACAUCGGGUUCACCAACACAGCGCCCAAUACAAUGGAUUGGUGGUCCACCAGCACCCGCAUCUUUGCCAGCAACCACACUGUUACGACAAAUAUACGUGAGUAGAGAGUCUGUCAUCCGUUCCGCUGGUGCGCAUGCGACGCGUCAUGGUUGCUACGGUGAUACCAUUCAAGGCACACUUCCUACGCCCCCUGGUGGACCUGAUCCGCCAUACAGUGAUCUCAUGUUGCAAUCUGCCGCCAAACUUUCAGAUUCAUCGCCAACUUACGGUUCAACUGGAUCAUCAUAUUUGGACAAUUGCAAUGCCAUGACGCCGCCAAGCUCAGUAUCUCCGAGAGACAAUUUCAACGAGGCAGCUGCUGUCGCCGCUGCUGCGGCAAUACCGCACAUGAGACAUUACGUAACUGCGACAGACCCGAAUUCUCUCCAGCACUUACCGUUAAAACCACAUCAAUUAUUCGUACAUCCAAGUAAUUUAGACCAUCCGGGUGCACCAUAUGGUCAUCACCACACGCAACAAACACUUUCUCCAGAUCAGCAUCAAUCUUUGUAUCAUCACCCAAGUAGCUUUCAUUUAUACCAUCCACCGCCAGGUGGCUCUAAAACAGCCCUACAUACAACAAACGGCACUUCAUGGUUCUGUCAGCCGCAUUCAUAGAUAGCUCAUGAAUAUUUUAUUUUGUUUGUACAAAAAAAAAAUAUGGUGGAAACUUUUAACGCGUUUUUUUUUAAACUCUAAAAAUUGGCGUCCACCUUUACUUAGCUCGAUAUGGUUGUGAAUUAAGCGCUUGAAACAGCAAUGCAAAGUCUAGCUUGCACAACUUUAUUGUACAUAAAACUUUAUAUAUUAAAAAAAAAAAGAUUUUAACAAAGAAAGUGAGUGAAAAUCAAAUUAUUGGUGUUAUGAAGACAAGAGUUAUCGGAUUUUUGAAGGAGAUGGAAACUAUUCAUUUCUGAUAAAUGCAAUUUGUGAAAUCAAAAUGUUUAUUUGUUUAUAAAAAAAAAUAUUUUUAUCAUUCAAAUCAAAAUCAUGUAAUGAAAAUUCAAGUUAAAAUUGUAUUCGCUGCAUCAAAAUAUACACACAUGCUUUCAUUGUUAUUUUUAUUACUAUAACGUUAUGGAUGGUACACAAAAAUUUAUUUAUAAUGUAUUUUUUAGAUAAUGCAAUUAUUAUUGUUUUUACAUAAUAUGCUUACAACAUUGAAAUUGGUUUUCAGAUAGGUAACAAAUAUUGCAAAAACGUUUUAAAAAUCCCCAAAAACGACAUAGAUAUAUUGCCGAAAACAUUGAAAUAUCAACUAUUCUACGAUCAUGAAUCAAACGUUCCUGAAAUGUUUCUAAUAUGUUUGAAAUAUUUCUGAAACACUCCAGAAAUAUUUCAUACUUGCCCAAAAUGAAACUAUUUAUCCAAAUUUUAAUUUAUCUGAUACGAACUUGCGAUGUUUUGAGUUGUAUUUGCAUAGGAAAAACCUUAAAUUGAAAAUAUCCAACUUAAGUUGAAUAUUUAAAUUAAAUAUCAUUGAUUUUAAGUUAUUACUUAAUUUAUCUGAUACAUAAUUCCGAUGUUUUGAGUGGUAUAAUUGAUAUAGGAAGAACUUUUCAAUUUCUGUUGCAUUAAAUCGAAUCUUUUCAAAGAGAAUUCGGCUAAAUAUUUCCUUUUUAGCAUUAAACCAAUCUCAAUGACCAAUUAAUUUUCAAAUUCCCAUUUAUUGCACAGUUUCAAUUAUCCAAAUUAAAUUUUUUUAAAAAUCCAAAAAUGUUUAUUUGAAAAAAAUUUGAAACAUUUAAUAAUGACUAUAGCCUAAAUUUACUAACUUUUUAAAUGUUAUGUUUAGUUAUAGGCAUUUUUUGGUAACGGAAUUAUAGUUCAAAGCGAAUUCGUCACUUUUUUGUUACAAAUUCAUAUUUAAUAUUAAUUUUAAGUAUUAUUUUCCAAUAUAUUUUUUAAAUGCUCGGUAACGGAAAUAAGUUUCCUGUAAUUCCUUUACCGAACAUUUAAAAAACAAAUCUUUAAAAAAAAUAGUUUG